Molecule: messenger RNA, 3655 nt
Organism: Babesia bovis T2Bo
Lineage: Eukaryota; Apicomplexa; Aconoidasida; Piroplasmida; Babesiidae
Product: putative integral membrane protein
Exons: 1
Coding region: 21-3626 (1201 amino acids)
Source: RefSeq, a predicted model, not a curated record
ACACACUUCACGUCGACAAAAUGGCGCAAACAAGGAAAGACCAUGUCAACGUUUUCAAGAACUUCUUUGCGAUGUGCUUCAUCGGCUUUGGCGUUUUUAUGAGUACAGAUUUCAUUAGAUUGCUUGUCUUCGAUACCAUCAAGGAUAACAUGAAUUGGAUCAAUGUAUACCAAAUCAUGCUUUGGUGCGUUGUUGUUUCAGCUAUGUUUGUGAAAAUGCCAGCCGCAGCAAGUCUAAGGUAUUGCUUGAGGUUUAACACGUUUUUCCUUUGUUUGGCUGCCCUUCUCUUCCACAUGAAGUGGUUGGAGACCAUGUCUUUUACCAUCAUUCUCGUCAUGUGGGCGUACAUCUUGGGUGUAGCUAUAGUAAAUGCAUUGGUAUUGGCAUCAUAUCAUUAUUCGGGUGUCAAAGGAUUAGUGGUUGGUGUAAUGUUCUCUUUCCUGUUGACAUAUUCCAUUCUCUAUAUCAUGGACCGCAUCCAAUGGUAUAAGAGGGAAAUCAAUAACUACCGUUAUAUUAUCUUGAUUUUUAUAGUAUUCAAGGCAGCAAUAAACCUAGGAGCAAUGUAUGUACUGUCUUCAGCUACAAAGGAGCACCAUCUUAAUUCCUAUGAUGAAGCCUUCAAGCAUCUAACCAGUGGAGUCAUGCUUGAAUGGUUAAGUGGUGCUUUACAUGAAAGAGACGUUCAACUAUCACUCCACGAGGUGGUACCUCAGUGUGUAACUCCAAUGAUUGGGUUAAAGGAGAUAUUUAAGUGCUCAAGGGUCAUCACAGUAUGGUUCAUGUUCAUAGCGCUUUCUUUCACAUGUUCGUUGUUCACACCUUAUAUUGGGGUAACAAACUGGGAUCUUUCUUACUUCGUCAUAGAUAAACUAGAACGUGCUGAACAUCUAGGGAAAUUAUUAGGUGUGCUUAUAGCAUGCCUGCGUCGAAAACGACGAAAUACUAUAGUGUGGAUGGGUCUUUGCUAUAUGGUACAUGUUGGAAUUUCAGUAUUCUUGACGUGCUUUGUUCACAGUUACAAAGUAAGCAAAAAAAUAUCUAUCAACGUCGCUUUUUCUCUUUCGGCAUUCAAUGCUGUCCUCGGAGGUUUCCUAACUGUCUCGUCGUUCACUGAGUUCUUUCGGACACUCUUCGACAUUUCAUGCACGGGGCCCAAACAACAAGAUGAUGGUGACUAUGCUCAAUGUUGUAUGGAUGAACUGAGUGAUGCUUGCUUCUGUACAGAAAAAUUUUGCAAAGAGAAAUGUGGUAAAGAUCCCUUCUCCCACACUAGUUCUUCUGAAAGAAAAAACCAAAUAUUCAUUGCGCCAAACGCUUUGGAGAUGUACAACAGAUGGGAUGAAUCUCACUGUCUCAAGUGUUGGAUGUACAGGCACAAUCCUGACGAGGUCUGCAAAACAGCUGAAAAGAAUAAGGUUUGUAAUGAUAAAGAAGCCGAAUGCUUCUUGCUGAGAAACUGUAAAGUAUCUGUAUGUACAUAUUGCGACAUGAACUUACUGUUGGAGUGUGUUAAAAUUGAAUGCACUUGCGUAAAAGACGAAUGCUCAAUCCCUUUGCCUAACGCUAAUCUAUUCAAGGAAGAUUCGGAAUAUAAAACUGCACAAAAAAAGAAAGAGUUGGAAGAAAAAAUUAAUAAAGGCAAAUCCAAAGAACCAAGGCCGUCUUGCAUAAAACCGGUGGAUCUAAAACCCAUUGAAGAAACCACAGAUGAAAAACCUAUUGAGAUUCCUUUACACGAAUUGACAUUUAAUAACGGUGCCAUAUCACUGGUUACAACUUCGUCCUCCGAUUUUGUUAUCCAAGCUUCUGCUUGUUGUCCUAAAAACAACGAUGAUAAGAAGAAUGAACAUGCGGCGCAGCAUUUUGACAUCGCCUCCAUAUGUACAUACUCAUGUUGUCACUACGAUCUAAAGGUUUUGUUGAAAUGCAAAGAUAUGAACGGUCCUAUCAACAUGAUGAAGGCACCAUAUCCAGGUAAAUUCAAUCCUCUUUCUGCCAUAGUUUUCAAUGGGAAGUGUACAGCGCAGAAUGACCAUGAAAAUGAAAUUAAAUGUAUAGAGCCAAAGUCGCAUACAGUUUUAGAAGCUCGAGAAGUUAAAGAAUCGCUUAAAUAUGCAUGCUCAAAUUCCAAAGUCAUUUCAAUAUCACGGAUAGCCUCUGAUGAACAUGAUGUAGGAGACAAUGGUUUGGCGUUGUGUUGUAAUGCAGCCAAACAGGCUGCAGAAAAGAAGAAAGGUGAAUCCAGUAGUUCCGAUGCAGACACGUCUAAUGUAUCAGCUCCAGAAUGCUGCCACAUGAAAGUGCUUCCCACUGCUUAUCCUUUCCACUUCAGGAAGAAGGAUUUGUUGAGGUUCAGUAUUGUUAGUGCAUUUCUUAUCGUUAUAUUAAUUUAUGCUUUGGCUAAGAUUUGUGCCAUCACUCUGUUUGCUAUAUUGGACUACAACUAUGGUCUUGACUUAUCAACUAGUUACAGACUUGUAGAACCGUUUUAUGAGCAAUCUGAAAAUUAUGCGUUGUACAUGCCUGAAGCAACAAUGGACGAUCAGAGUUUGUUGGAUUUAUUCCAAAGAGAAAUGAAUCAAGCUACCCAAAAGGCUAAUAUAUUCUCUUCACUACAGAGUAAUGUUGUGUCGUUUAAACAAAAUGAAAAGCCAAUCCAAGAAUCUAUGUCCGGUUUAAUUAAUGGAACUGAUUUAGUUUCAACUGAUGAGGUAGGCAUUAAAACAGUAGACAGCGGAAAUCAAACAACGAAAGAAACCCCUGAACCUGGAACUAAGAGUGCAAAACCGAAAGACAAAAAGGAAGAAGAAGAAGACAUCGAUAAUGAUGAAGACGAAGAGGAAGAAGAAACUGAAGGUGAUUCUCAAGACGAACACAAAAAGUACAAACCUCUAGUAGCGUUUGAGAAAAAGGAAAUGCACAAGGUACUUAAGAAUUAUAAAAUGAUAUGUAAUGAGCUUGAAUAUGCAUACUUAAUGCACUGGACAUCUGAGAUGACUGCCCUAAAGAACAAAGACCCACCGGUGGAUAAAAUCAAGAGAAUUCGACGUCUCAAAUGGUGUCUAGAAUCCGGUCUGAAAGAAUAUGCCCUUAACAGUGCUGUUUCAAUCAUUAACUAUUUGAACAGUACCGAUGAAAAAUGGGACAUUGAAUGGACGCAAUACAGACAUGAAGUCGAGCAAAAGUUGAAACUCAACGAUGAACUAGAUUCCCUCACUGCGAGCUCAGAAAUUAGCUUCGUUAACCCUGGAUUACAAAGCGCAAUUGAUGCCGCCAGAAAGGAGAAUUGGAACGAUAUUGUUACAUCGGCACAGAAACUGCUGUCCAAUGCUGAAAAAUUGAAAAUAAAAAUAGAUGAACUAAACCAAGCUAGGGGCGGAGCUCAAGCACUCAAUAAGACUGUUGAAUUAUGGACUCUGAGAUUAGAAAUCAUCGAGCAAUUGACAAACGAAGGAAUAGUAUACCUGGGUUGGGGCGCAUUCCUAAAAACCUGGGAGAAGAUCUUGGACUGGCAGAAAAACUUUUUAGAAUUGUAUUACAAGGAAUACAAAAACAUUAUGCCUUUCUAUCCAGAAGCCAAACCGCAAGUUGCUCAGGCGGCGUUAGGCUGCAGGGCAGCUUGACCGUGCACAGAUCAACAAUUCCACCUUUA